UCCGGGACCACUUCCUCUUUCUUCACUCUGAAGCCAAGAGCAGGCCUGCUGAGCCCUGGAGAAAGAUGAGAGCAGAUUUGUGGGUGAUUUAGCCUAUCUGUCCCAGGCCAGGGCAGCUAAGUGUUCUGGCUUGAGGCCUCUCUCUCUGCUUCGAGGGUAACUGAGAACCACCCUGGAAACCAGCAUGAUGAAGGGGGCAAGUGAGGAGAAGCUGGCAUCUGUGUCCAACCUGGUCACUGUGUUUGAAAAUAGCAGGACCCCAGGAGGAGCACCCAGAGACCACAGGCUAGAGGAUGCGCAUAACCGCCCUGGGUGCAGGCCUCCCGAGUCCCCAGGACCACGGGAGAAGCUGAACGUCAGGGAGGCCGUGGAGUCUGAGCCCAGGACAGUCAGCAGGAAGUACCUGAGCUCCCUGAAGAACAAACUGUCCAGCGGAGCCUGGAGGACAUCUUGCCAGCCUGGGACCCUCCCAGGAUCGGGGAUGCAGGACCCAGAGAAGAAGAUUGUCCAGGAGCUGCUGGAGACAGAGCAGGCCUAUGUGGCACGCCUCCACCUGCUAGACCAGGUGUUUUUCCAGGAGCUGCUGAGGGCGGCCCGCAGCAGCAAGGCCUUCCCCGAGGACGUGGUCAGGGUCAUCUUCUCCAACAUCUCCUCCAUCUACCAAUUCCAUUCUCAGUUCUUCCUCCCAGAGCUGCAGCGGCGCCUGGACGACUGGACAGCCACCCCCCGCAUCGGUGAUGUGAUCCAGAAGCUGGCCCCCUUCCUGAAGAUGUACAGUGAGUAUGUCAAGAACUUUGAGCGGGCAGCUGAGCUGCUGGCCACCUGGACCGACAAGUCUCCACUCUUCCAGGAGGUCCUUGCUCGCAUCCAGAGCAGCGAGGCUUCAGGCAGCCUGACCCUACAGCAUCACAUGCUGGAGCCAGUGCAGAGAAUUCCACGCUACGAGCUGCUCCUCAAGGAGUACAUCCAGAAGCUGCCAGCCCAGGCCCCAGACCGGGCCGACGCCCAGAAGGCUCUGGACAUGAUCUUCUCAGCUGCCCAGCACUCCAAUGCAGCCAUCACUGAGAUGGAGCGGCUGCAGGACCUGUGGGAGGUAUACCAGCGCCUGGGCCUCGAAGAUGACAUCGUAGACCCCUCCAACACGCUGCUCCGCGAGGGCCCGGUCCUCAAGAUCUCCUUCCGCCGCAGCGACCCCCUAGAGCGCUACCUUUUCUUGUUUAACAACAUGCUGCUGUACUGUGUGCCCAGGGUGAUCCAGGUGGGCGCCCAGUUCCAGGUGAGGACCCGCAUCGACGUGGCCGGGAUGAAGGUGCGGGAGCUGAUGGAUGCUGAGUUCCCCCACUCCUUCCUGGUGUCCGGGAAGCAGCGCACCCUGGAGCUGCAAGCCCGGUCCCAGGAGGAAAUGAUUUCCUGGAUGCAGGCCUUCCAAGCAGCCAUUGACCAAAUCGAGAAGCGGAAUGAAACCUUCAAGGCUGCUGCCCAGGGGCCUGAGGGAGACACGCAGGAACAGGAGCUGCAGUCUGAGGAGCUGGGCCUCCGGGCACCGCAGUGGGUCCGGGACAAGAUGGUGACCAUGUGCAUGCGCUGCCAGGAGCCCUUCAACGCCCUGACGCGCCGCCGCCACCACUGCCGGGCCUGCGGUUACGUGGUGUGUGCCAGGUGCUCUGACUACCGGGCCGAGCUGAAAUACAACGACAACAGGCCCAGCCGAGUGUGCUUCCACUGCUACACCUUCCUCACCGGAAACGUGCUCCCAGACGCCAGGGAGGACAAGAGGCGGGGCAUCCUGGAGACCCCAGGCUCCUCCCCACGGCCCAGGAGCCUGUCACCAGAAGGAGGCACCCUCUGGCCGCAGGCUGUCAUCUACACUCUUCUGCCCUUCCUCUGUGUCUGUCCCCACCCAACAGCAUGGCCCCUCUGGACAGCUCCUGUUCAUGUCACCAUGCCCCGCCUCAACAGUCCCAGGGUGAUGAGAGCUGGUGUCACUGAUUCCAUUUUACAGAUGGGAACACUGAGGCUCCAGGUCAGACAGAUUGGAGAGACUCCACUCUAACUGGAAGGGACUCCAGGGGCCACUCAGUCUUAUCUCAUGAAGGCCCAGGGCUGGAGAAGUGACUUGCCCAAGAUCACAAGCAAGUUAGGAGCCAGCCCUCCAACCUCAGCCACACAUGUUCUUUCAGUCGCCCUGGGGGCAUCACUGAGCCAAACUUGCCCUCGACAGGUGCUCCCCUAUGGGGGUACAACUGUGCUCAGCUAAGCACCACAAAUACAAUGCCAACCAGCCCAGCAUCGGUUACCACCUUCCACUGCCCCUCCCUCAUGAAGGCCAAGUUGACAUCCCACUGUCCCUAGGAGGCAGGAGAGGUUCCCAGCUUAUGCCAGCUGAGAUUCACUCCCAAGUUCAAGUUGGCCUCUUUUGGCCAGGCAUGGUGGCUUAUACCUGUAAUCCCAGCACUUUGGGAGGCCAAGGUGGAUGGAUCACCUGUGGUCAGGAGUUGGAGACCAGCCUGGCCAACAUGGUGAAACUCCGUCUCUA
Molecule: messenger RNA, 2536 nt
Organism: Cebus imitator (Panamanian white-faced capuchin)
Lineage: Eukaryota; Metazoa; Chordata; Mammalia; Primates; Cebidae
Gene: FGD2
Product: FYVE, RhoGEF and PH domain containing 2
Exons: 15
Coding region: 185-2053 (622 amino acids)
Biological process (GO): cytoskeleton organization; filopodium assembly
Cellular component (GO): cytoplasm
Molecular function (GO): guanyl-nucleotide exchange factor activity; metal ion binding
Source: RefSeq, a predicted model, not a curated record